Molecule: messenger RNA, 745 nt
Organism: Chara braunii
Lineage: Eukaryota; Viridiplantae; Streptophyta; Charophyceae; Charales; Characeae
Source: the annotation of a GenBank genome assembly
CACGAAGGAUCGAGUCGCUGAGUGAGGUCUUUCGUCCUAUUGUUUGUUAGAAUAAGAAGUUUGAAGCCGGAGGCAACUGGUCAAAAUGCCAGAGGAGAUGGCAGACGGUGGGAGGAAGCUUGUGACUCUCGACGACCUCAUCGAUGCUCUGGACAAGCACGAGAGGGCGCCGAGCAAUGUCCCGAAGGUCGAGACAUUUCACUUCAAAGGGGAUCGGGUAUCUGAUUGGUUGGAUCUGACAGAGCAGGCGCUGGUGGGACUGUCAGAUGAGGUCAAGCUUCAGCGGGUCCUGAGGUAUGUCCUGCAUAGUCACUACCGAGAGGUAACUAAGGUCGUGGAUGCCGCCGGUGGCAGUUGGACGAAGUUUGGGGACCUAAUGCGAAGGAAGUACAGGCUGGGGGACGACCUGUUGACCAUGGCCGACUUGGAGGCCAUGAAUAAGGAAGAUUUCUUUACCAUUGGGGCGUUCGUGCACGAGUUUAAGAAAAAGGCGAGGAAAGUGCACGAGAUUUAUGAGGAGGCGCAAUGCGCCACAUUUUUGGGGCUGCUCACAGGCUCGGAGGCCACAAAGCUGACAAAGUAUGGGGAAGGGAGCGAGAGGCUCACCUGGGCAACCAUUGACAAGGGAGUGGAAGAAGGGAGCCUGGACCAGGUGGAGCAGCACCAAAUGAGGCUGCAAAGGCGCAAGAGGAAGGAGCGGGAUGCUACUGCAUCCGGGACCCUAGGGGUAAAGAGAAUUGUCACG